UUUUCUGUCUGCAGGGCGGUGUGUCAGCUGAGGAGCUGCUCGGAGAGGUGCUCCGGACAGAGCAGGAAGAAAGUUGGUCCACAGAUGUGUUACAGCAUUUCCUGUCUGCUGGGGUCAGGCGAGGACACGGAGCCAUAAAAAAAAACUACAUCCUGUUUCCACGGAAACACAAGGACCCGGAAGUCGUUCCGAUUCCGCGGGUCUUUUGGGACAACACAGCUCCGCACAACACAGAGUGCAGAAAUGGCGGGAGUGAAUACCAUGGAGAAAAAACUGGCUGAAUACAAGUGUGACACCAAUGAAGCUAUAUGCUUGAAGCUUGUUCGCUUUCCAGAGGAUGUUGAUGAUGAUGGCACUACAUUCCACCCCGAGUACAGCCACCAAAUAUUUGGAGACGAUGAGGUUGCUUUCGGAUACAAAGGUCUUCAGAUACAGCUGUUCUACACUGCUGGAAACCUGAGCACCCUCUUCAAAGUGAAAUACUCCUCAAAAGUUACUGAGACGUUCGAUUGUGUGGAGCCUGAUGAUGUUGAGGGGAAAAUCCGGGAAAUUGUUCCUGCUGGGUUCACCUGCAACACUGAUGACUUCAUCUCACUGCUGGAGAAGGAGGCCAAUUUCAAGCCCUUCGGCACCCUGCUUCACACAUACACGGUCCACAGCGAGGAGGCAGGAGAACUCACAUACCAGAUCCACAAGGCUGAUAUCACCUGUUCGGGAUUCCAAGAGUACCACGAGCGCCUGCAGACCUUCCUCAUGUGGUUCAUUGAGACUGCCAGUUUCAUCGAUGCAGACGACGAUCGUUGGGACUUCUUUCUUGUAUUUGAAAAGUACAAUAAAGAUGGGGAGACUCUCUACGCAACUGUUGGUUACAUGACAGUUUAUAAUUACUACGUGUACCCAGACAAAACCCGACCACGUGUAAGCCAAAUGUUGGUCCUGCCUCCGUUCCAAGGAGAGGGUCACGGAGCUCAGCUUCUGGAGGCGGUUCACAGAUUUUAUUGCAGCUUGCCCAAAGUACAAGACAUCACAGCUGAAGACCCUUCUGAGAACUAUGUGAAGCUGAGAGACUACGUGCUGGUCAAACUUUGUCAAGGCCUCCCGUCCUUCGCUGUCGACAAGCUGCACCUCGGCUUCUCAGCUGACAUGAUCAAAGAGGCGCAAGACAAGUUGAAAAUCAACAAGAAACAUGCAAGGCGAGUGUAUGAAAUUCUACGCCUGAGAGCAACAGACAUGAGUGAUGAAGAAAAAGCAAGAGAGUACCGUUUGGAGGUGAAGAAGAGGCUGUUUGGACCAUACAGGAAGAAUCAGAGGGAGCUGACAAAGAUGAGGAAGUGCCUGCGGCCGGAGGAGCUGGUGUCCCACAUGGGUCAGAUGGACACUCAGACGCAGCACGAGGAGCUGGAGAAGAGUUAUCAGGUUGUCGUGGAGGACUACAGGAGAAUCAUUGAGAGGCUUGCAACACAGGCCUGAUGAGACUGAGAUACUGCUGGCCUGGAGCCCACCCUCUCAACAUACAGGUGGUCUGCCCUGUCUGUACAAAGCCCACAUCAUCACAGACUUUAGCUGCAACCGAAAGGAAACUCUCCUGAUUUGACAAAAUCACUGUUUUAAUUCAAGAGUGUUACAAAUGUGUAGUAACUGGUGUAGCAGUGAUAGGUUGCAAUGGAAAAUGCCUGUCUGUUUCCCAGCUGAUGUUGAUACAGUAGAGGAGAAUAGUGCAGCUGGAGGGUGAGACUUCCUGUUUGUCUCAACAUGUUUAAUCACAUCGUGUGAGAUUAAGUGACAUGUAAUAUUUCAUGGGUGAUAGGAGGUCCCUGCUUCUUCUCCAUCAUAGACAUUUUUUAAAGAUCUUUUGUCAAAACAGUUCCCAAUGUGUUUUGAAGCACUUCAUACUGAAAAUUAAAAACUGGUUUUGUAUAUUGCUCAAAUGGAGUGAUUCUUAUUGUAGAGAAGAAAAUAAAACUGAGCAAUGCUUGUUUUUUGA
Molecule: messenger RNA, 1984 nt
Organism: Seriola aureovittata
Lineage: Eukaryota; Metazoa; Chordata; Actinopteri; Carangiformes; Carangidae
Gene: hat1
Product: histone acetyltransferase 1
Exons: 12
Coding region: 244-1470 (408 amino acids)
Biological process (GO): subtelomeric heterochromatin formation
Cellular component (GO): nucleus
Molecular function (GO): histone H4 acetyltransferase activity; histone binding
Source: RefSeq, a predicted model, not a curated record